AUGAGUCCUCGACGGAACAGUGAAGACAUUGAGAGACUGGAACGAGGUGUCCGGGAGAGUUUGAAAGCGCAAGCUCGCAAUCUACAAUCUUCACUGGCUGCGUUGGCCGAAAAGAUCGACGAGGUCAAGACCGACCACGAUAAACUCGAGACGGAGAAUCGCUUCCUACAAGACUAUAUCGGUGGGCUCACGAGAACAAUGUCGAAAGAUAACCUCGCCCGGAGUACGAGCAUCAGCGGGAAGAAGAAGGGAAGGAGAUGA
Capronia epimyces CBS 606.96 is the source of this 261-nucleotide messenger RNA. RefSeq lists its product as uncharacterized. Gene Ontology annotation, cellular component: trans-Golgi network. The coding region runs from base 1 to 261 and encodes 86 amino acids. The record is from RefSeq and is a predicted model, not a curated record. Lineage: Eukaryota; Fungi; Ascomycota; Eurotiomycetes; Chaetothyriales; Herpotrichiellaceae. The transcript has 2 exons.